GUGAUAGACUAGUUACCAGUUCUCAACUCACUCGGUCGGAAACUCGAAGCUGCUCAAACAACGAGUUUACUUCCUGCGAGAAAAAAGUAGAUUUUCUCUUGAUUUGCUUGAGAUCACAUCAUUUAGACACCUACAAGCAUAAGCAGUUGUCAUGGUUAUGUCGAAGAAGGUUCUCGUCACAGGAGGUGCAGGCUACAUCGGCAGUCACUGUGUGGUUGAGAUACUUAAUGCUGGUUAUGAAGUUGUAAUCAUUGAUAACCUCUCCAACUCAGAUGCUGCAGAGUGUGUACGUCGAGUGGAAGAGAUAUCAGGGAAAAAAGUCCCAUUCUUCAUUGAGGACUUGUUGAACAAAGAAGCUUUAGAUGAUAUUUUUAAAAAGCACAAGUUUAAUGGAGUCCUCCAUUUCGCCGGUCUAAAAGCUGUUGGGGAGUCAGUUCAAAUACCAUUGCGAUACUACCACAACAACCUGACAGGAACUUUGCAUUUAUUAGAGUGUAUGAAGAAGCAUGGAGUGCAUAAUCUGGUCUUCUCUUCUUCCGCUACUGUCUAUGGCGACCCUCAGUUUCUUCCAAUAACUGAGUCACACCCAGCUGGGGGCUGCACCAAUCCUUAUGGAAAGACAAAAUAUUUCAUUGAGGAAAUGCUUAAAGACUUAUGUUAUGCGGAAAAGGAGUUUAAUAUUGUGUCUUUGAGGUACUUCAAUCCAGUUGGUGCCCACAAGUCAGGGAAGAUAGGGGAAGACCCAAAGGACAUCCCCAACAACCUACUACCAUACAUCACCCAAGUUGCAGUUGGCAAGAGGCCACACCUAAAUGUAUUUGGCAAAGAUUACGAUACCCCUGACGGGACUGGGGUUAGAGACUACAUACAUGUGGUUGACCUGGCCAUGGGGCAUGUUGCUGCACUCAAAAAGGUUGAAGAGAAGUGUGGAUGGAAGGUUUAUAAUCUUGGGACUGGCAGAGGGUACUCUGUGCUAGAGAUGGUCAAAGCUGUGGAAAAAGCAUCUGGCAAAGAGAUUCCAUACAAGUUUACUGAUCGAAGAGCAGGUGACAUUGCUUCAUGUUAUGCCGACCCUUCCCUCGCUGCAAAAGAGUUAAACUGGAAAGCCACAAGAGCUCAAAACGAGAUGUGUGAGGACUCCUGGAGGUGGCAAGCUAAUAACCCAAAUGGUUACAGGAAAACAGAUAAUUAACCGAGGUAGAUCUAUAGGUUAACCCAGAUACAAAUUGUUAAUAUACAAUUCUAAUAUAUGAUUUAGCUUACAAGGUUACAGAAACUUUAAUGAGACGGAUUUAUAACACCAAUAUAUUUAGGAACAAAUGAUCUGGCUUACUCGGACGAUCCGUACGGUCACAAAAAGACAAUUCACACAGACAGAUCUAUAGCACCGAUAUAUUUAGAUACAAAUACUCAAAACAGGCCCGUAGCCAGGAUUUUGAGCGGGGGAGGGUUCGUUUAACGAUUUAGUGGACCAUCUCUCGACCCCCCCCCCCCCCCCGAACCACCCCUGGCUACGGACCUGCAAAAGAGCCAACUAUUCUAAUAUACUGUAUAUGAUCUAGCUUCUAGCUUUCUCUACAAUCCAAACAGAAGUUAACCCAGACUCUGGCACCAAUAUAAUUUAGGUACAAUAGUACGGCUUUUUAUUUUAUUGAUGGUCUUUUUACUUUUUACUCUCUUUUUUAUAAGAACGUCUAAUUUUCAGUUGAGGCUGAGCCAUUCUUAUUUUUGGGACAUUUUAAGGCCGAAUAUGUUCUUACCGAUGUUCUUAUAUUUUAGUGUAUAUAAGAAUAUAAUACCCGAUGAAUUAUUAGGAAUAUAAUUACACUAUUGAUCAAUAGCAAUAAUAAGGUUGUUACUAUAAGCACAAUUUAAUUCUGCAUUUUACAACGCAUCAGGACUAAAAAAGAUUAUUUUUCUGCUAUCCUAUGCUAUCCUAUGCUAGCCUCGGCAUGUUCUUAAAAUUUGGUGAAAUCUCAGGCUGGACGUUCUUAUAAAAAAAGUUCUUAUUAAAAAGAGUGUAUCGACAAUAAAAAGAAAUUUUCUAUGUGUGCAAAGCAAUUUGUAAAGCGGACUUAGUGCGGAAUUGGGCUCAGCGAAAUGCAGGGAAAAGAGGCAGCUGUCUGUUAGAAGGGGAAUGCGAAAAUGUUUUUGUCGGACAAACGGCAUCACCACGCCAUUUUUCAUAUAAAUUUUUGUUUUAAAUUUCGUGUGUUUGAAGUUGCCACUAAAUACUGUUUUACUUUGUUGACUUUUUUUUUCCUUGAUACCAACGCCCCCAUGGUUUGACUAAAUUGAUAAUAACCGCGUAGUCUGUAGACAACUGCUCACAACCACUGCUUACGUCAAACUUUCUGGCGCACGCUCAACGCACGUGCUGAUAUCUUUGGCGAUACCUGAUUGGUUGACGUCAUAUUCUCACCAGUUGAACAGAGCACUGAAGUGGCUUUUUUGGUUACACGUAGAUAUGCAUUUGAAUUCGUUCUCCGUACUAAAGUUUUUUUGGUAAUGAUUUCGAUGUGCGGUUUAGCCAACAACACUCAAAUAAAUUUUGA
This is a messenger RNA of Nematostella vectensis (starlet sea anemone), 2555 nucleotides long. Its product is annotated as UDP-glucose 4-epimerase. NCBI's taxonomy places the organism in Eukaryota, Metazoa, Cnidaria, Anthozoa, Actiniaria, Edwardsiidae. Gene Ontology annotation, biological process: beta-D-galactose catabolic process via UDP-galactose, Leloir pathway. The record is from RefSeq and is a predicted model, not a curated record. The coding region runs from base 152 to 1192 and encodes 346 amino acids. Gene Ontology annotation, cellular component: cytosol. The transcript is spliced from 10 exons. Gene Ontology annotation, molecular function: UDP-glucose 4-epimerase activity.